AUGGGAACCGCGGUUCUGUUUUACAUUGUUUACGAAAAGAAAUUAGUUAUCAUAUUACCUCAGACAGUAUUCCAAUGGUUUGGCUAUAGUAUUACAGCAACACAUUCAUUAUAUGUAACAAUUGCUAUUAUAUCAUUCUUUUGUUUUUUACUGGGUACUCGUCGUGUAUUAAAAUGGCCAAUAUUUUUAUUUAUAAUAUCAUUUGUUCUCGUUGAAUUAUUUCUUUACAUAUUAUUGCGAUAUUUUAUUCGUUUACUUGAAUCAAUAUUUAUUCGACCAUCAACAUUGAAUAAUGCUGAAAAUUAUGAAGAAUGGUAUGAAUAUGCUUUUGAAACUGAUAAAUUACAUGGAAGAGAAAUAUGGAAAGCAAGUUCUGAAUCAAAAUAUUAUAAUGAAAAUUUAACUCGAACAUUUACUGAUGAACUGAAAACUUUUCGAGAAUUGGGAGAUAUUGAAAAACUUAUAAAAUUAUUACAAAUAUGUAUUAAUAAAAGUAUGAAUGGAAUUCUUAAUGAACGUUUAUAUUCAAAAAGCUUAGUUGGAACAAAAUGUGUUAUAGAAGAAUACAUUGAAGAGAUUGUUACUAGUUUAAAGUAUCUAACGGAACAAGCUCAAUUACUCAAAGUCUACAAAACAUAUCCACCACACGUUUUAUCAUCACCAAUUGAUUAUCCUAUUACGGAUACAAAAGCUGAUGAAAUGUAUCAUAGUGUUACAACAAAUAAAUCUGAUGAUAUUUCGCCUUUAUGA
Molecule: messenger RNA, 750 nt
Organism: Didymodactylos carnosus
Lineage: Eukaryota; Metazoa; Rotifera; Eurotatoria; Philodinida; Philodinidae
Source: the annotation of a GenBank genome assembly